AUGGCUCUAAAUUUUGUUGGUGGUAUACCUUUUCAACUUCUGUAUGAUGGGGUUAAGCUGGGGAUUCGCAAAUCUAGGAAGUUUAGAAUCCAGCUCCAAAACCUUCAAAUAACGCUUGAUGGUUUACAACCUUACAUCAUCCAAGGGAUAGAAGAUAAUAAUGUUCGACUUAAUCUCCCAACCGAGAUAAUACAAAGCCUCAGAACAAAAAUGUUGGAGGGUAAAGAGCUGGUGGAUAUGGUGUUGAAGCUUAGCAUGUGGAACAUCCGCAUCUGGGGCAACUGCUAUAAUUGUUUAGGGCCUGAUUGGGCAGAACAACUAAGUGAGUUGGAUAGAUCUCUUAGAGUACUGAUAGCCCAACUAGAAAUGGAGGCAAAGAAAAACAUCACCGAUCUCGGUAGUGGCUUCCAGCUGUCAAGCAAGUUGUGGCUUCUCUCUGCUUAUGUGGCUUUUCCUUCAGAUAUUUUCUUUUUAUGCUGGUUUGUGCCACUUCAUCUGUUGCCAAUUGGUUUGGCAAGCAAUAGGGAGAAUUGCUUACAGCCACUGACAGAAGAGAUAGCUAAAUACAACAGGAUAUUGCAUCUUCCAAAGGAAGAAGUGAAAAAUCUUAUUAAACAAUUAAAGAAUGGUGCGGAACUCGUUCGCAAAUGCUCCAAGAUUCGCAAGCGGGCCAAUUACAAAAAGAACGAGCACAUCACCAAAAUUCUGAGUUUGAACAACUCUCUUCAAAGGCUCAUCAUUCGACUCAAAGUGCAAGUGGAAAAGAGUGUGAAGGAGACUUCGGAUUCAGCAGACAAAAUAGAGGCGGUGAUCAAGAACAUUGAAGCUGGAGGUGUAGAACAAAUUGAUGAUCUUGGAGGUAAAGGUCACAGUCCAGUAGAACCUGGAUCACCUGCUGUUAUACGGGACGUACCACAAGUCAACAUGGAGGUUUCAAGGGAUGUGAUUAAGGAGGCAUUGGUGGAUUCAGCAAAGAUUCUUAUAGAUCAGAAGGGGGUGAAGUCCAAUGAACGGAGUGAUGUGGUACAAGAUCAAAUGGAAACUGCAGCUGGAUUAGAUGUACUGAGUUUGCAGGGAUCGACGGAUGUGGAGACAUUGUGUUCAACUCUUGUUGAUUCAGCAUUAAAGUGUGCAACAAAUAUAGACAAGAUGGCAGUCGACAAAAAUGAAGGAAGUGGUAGUCCAAUUGAAAUUGCAGUAGCUGCUGAAACUGAACCUCCUUCCCCUACAGUUCGGGAUGUGCCGAGGAAUGUUAAAAAGGUAACAGCUGAACCUCAUUGUUCAUCGCCAGCAGUUGGGAUGAGAUUGGGUUCGACAAACAGGACAAAGGUCAAACAACCCGAUAAGGAAGAGGAAGCAGUGUUAGAGCAUCUCAAAUCGAGAGCGAAUGCUAUGAUGACACUUCUGAAGAAAUGGUUUGGUAGGAACAAUAGCUGUGGGAAAAGAAAGAAGGGAAAUGUCGUUCUCUGGAUAAUACCUUCCAAUUGUAACAAGGAAAGCAAAGUGUCGACAUUUUGUUCAUGUAUCAAACCAUUUCAGAAACACAGUGAGGAAACAGAAAUGAUCAUGCAAGUGCCUUUUCCGUACGAAUGCAUUGACAACAUCAUCUCACUGACCACUCCUGUGGAAUUGUGGAUUCACCGGAUUGCAUGCACUGAACUUGCAGGGAACGAUGGAUAUGGAUACAAUUACCAGCAAUAA
Messenger RNA from Fragaria vesca subsp. vesca, 1701 nucleotides. RefSeq lists its product as uncharacterized. Bases 1 to 1701 code for a protein of 566 amino acids. NCBI's taxonomy places the organism in Eukaryota, Viridiplantae, Streptophyta, Magnoliopsida, Rosales, Rosaceae. The transcript has 7 exons. The record is from RefSeq and is a predicted model, not a curated record.